Empidonax traillii (willow flycatcher) is the source of this 1068-nucleotide messenger RNA. Its product is annotated as zinc finger protein 418-like. Gene Ontology annotation, molecular function: DNA-binding transcription repressor activity, RNA polymerase II-specific. The transcript has a single exon. Gene Ontology annotation, biological process: negative regulation of transcription by RNA polymerase II. The record is from RefSeq and is a predicted model, not a curated record. The annotation marks the transcript as partial. NCBI's taxonomy places the organism in Eukaryota, Metazoa, Chordata, Aves, Passeriformes, Tyrannidae.
CGGAACUCCAACCUGAUUGCACACCGUCGCAUCCACACUGGGGAACGGCCCUACACGUGUGGGGAAUGUGGGAAGAGCUUCAGGGACAGAUCCAUCCUGGUCCGACACCGUCGCAUCCACACUGGGGAACGGCCCUACACGUGUGAGGAAUGUGGGAAGAGCUUCAGGAGCAUCUCCAACCUUAUCCAACACCAGCCCACCCACACUGGGGAAAAGCCGUACAUCUGUGAGGAAUGUGGGAAGGGCUUCAGUAUCCGCUCCAGCCUCUACACCCACUGGCAGACCCACACUGAGGAGAUGCCCUACACGUGUGGAGAAUGUGGAAAGAGCUUCAGGCAGAACUCCACCCUGAUCCGACACCGUCGCAUCCACACUGGGGAACGCCCCUACACGUGUGGGGAAUGUGGGAAGAGCUUCAACCGGAGCUCUGACCUCCACUACCACCAGCGCAUCCACACUGGGGAACGGCCCUACAAGUGCUUGGAAUGUGAGAAGGCGUUUCAGAGCAGCUCAGCUCUCCUCGUGCACCAGCGGAUACACACAGAGGAGAGGCCCUUCCGCUGCACCGACUGCGGGAAGGGCUUCAAACACAACUCCAACCUCGUCACCCACCGGCGCAUCCACACCGGGGAGAGACCCUUCAAGUGUGGAGAGUGCGGGAAGAGCUUCAGGCAGAACUCCAGCCUUAUCAAACACCGUCGCAUCCACACUGGGUAACGCCCCUACACGUGUGGGGAAUGUGGGAAGAGCUUCAACCGGAGCUCUGGCCUCCACUACCACCAGCGCAUCCACACUGGGGAACGGCCCUACAAGUGCUUGGAAUGUGAGAAGACGUUUCAGAGCAGCUCAGAUCUCCUCGUGCACCAGCGGAUACACACAGAGGAGAGGCCCUUCCGCUGCACCGACUGCGGGAAGAGCUUCAAACACAACUCCACCCUCGUCACCCACCGGCGCCUCCACACCGGGGAGAGACCCUUCAAGUGUGGAGAGUGCGGGAAGAGCUUCACCCAGAGGUCUAGCUUGAUCUCACACCAACGGUCAUUGGGCUGCUACUCCCUCCCCAAAUGA